Messenger RNA from Bipolaris sorokiniana ND90Pr, 1437 nucleotides. RefSeq lists its product as uncharacterized. Gene Ontology annotation, molecular function: oxidoreductase activity, acting on CH-OH group of donors; flavin adenine dinucleotide binding. The transcript has 7 exons. The record is from RefSeq and is a predicted model, not a curated record. NCBI's taxonomy places the organism in Eukaryota, Fungi, Ascomycota, Dothideomycetes, Pleosporales, Pleosporaceae. Gene Ontology annotation, biological process: secondary metabolite biosynthetic process. The coding region runs from base 1 to 1437 and encodes 478 amino acids.
AUGCAUUCUUUCGUGAUUCUCUCGCUAUUUGAGCUGGCUGUAUCAGCAGUUACCACAAGCGAAACCACAUAUGAUUAUGUCAUCGUUGGAGGUGGCACAACAAGCUUAGUCGUUGUAAACAGGCUCAGCGAAGAUCAGAACAUAUUAGUCAUCGAAAAUGGCGCUCUCAGCAACAGCACCCUCUCCAGAAUCCCCGGCAAUUCAGGUGGCUUAAACCUUGCAGCCAUGUACGACAUCUACAGCGCUCCAGACCUAAAGUCGUACUUUAUGAAAAACAAUCACUUCGACGCACCAUCGAAUGAAACUACCGAGGAAUUUGCCAUCGAGCAUGAUGCGAAGGCUUAUGGAAACGGCCCGCUCAAGGUUUCUAUUCCGGACUACCAACUUCCUGAUAUAAAGACUAUACACCAUUCGUGGGAUAAUGUUGAUAUUCCUCAUCCGCAGGAAGGUUUCUUGGAGCCUAUUAGUCAUUAUUGGUCGCCAAACUCGAUUGAUAAAGCCACGGCUACACGGUCUACCGCACGUACAGCGUACUAUGAUCCCAUCGUGUCGCGUAAGGACUUCAAGCUAAUGACGGAAACCCAUGUUGAUGAAAUCACUUUCUCAAAGGACAGAGCUGUUUUCGCAGCCAAAGAAGUCAUUCUCGCCACUGGAGGUGUAUUCACACCACACUUACUCAUGUACUCUAGUAUUGGCCCCAAAGAUGUACUCGAGGCCGCUGGUGUCGCUGUAAAGAAUGACCUCCCAGCCGUUAGCUCCAACUUCCAAGACCACAUUGCCAACUACAUGAAUUUCGAUCUGCAAAACCUAAACGCAGAGAGCAUGGGCGCCCUCAACACCAACACGACUUUCAACCAGACAACAUACGCCGAGUACUCAAAGUCACGCACUGGUCCCUAUUCCACCGGCAAAUCAAACGGCUUAAUCUUCCUCGCCCUCCAACACUUCUCCCCGUCCUUCAACGCCACACGCGCCAUCCUCGCCACCCAAUUCUCCUGCACCACCGCCGCCGUCGGCGAAAUCGUAAUUCAACCCGGCGGCCUCUCCAGCAUCGCAAACAACAAGCCCCUCUCUCGCGACAUCAUGGUAGCGCUCGCGCGAUUUAACCGCACUCACUGGGCAUCCUCACCGGCACUUGCUCCUUACAGCCCCGUUGAAACUAGCCCAGGGCCGCAGUAUCAGACGGACGAAGAGAUUAUUCAGGGAAGUGUAAGGUUGGGGUCGUUACAACCGUCGUUUGCGCAUCCGAGUGGUGGGUGUAGUAUGAUGCCUGAGGAGCUGGGAGGCUGUGUUAGUGAUGAGUUGUUGGUGUAUGGAGUGCAGUGGUUGAGUGUAGUGAAUGUGAGUAUUGUGUCGAUGAUUCUGGCGGCGCAUUUGCAGGCGACUAUGUGUGCGGUUGCGGAGAAGGCGGCUGAUCUGAUAAAGGGGAGAGGGUAG